This is a messenger RNA of Podarcis muralis (Common wall lizard), 1511 nucleotides long. NCBI's taxonomy places the organism in Eukaryota, Metazoa, Chordata, Lepidosauria, Squamata, Lacertidae. The record is from RefSeq and is a predicted model, not a curated record.
CGGGAAACAAAAGGAAUAUGGAGAAUGGAGAGAGGCUGUUGAUGUGCUCAGAGUGUGGAAAGGGUUUCAUUGGCUGGAUGAAUCUUACUAAACAUCAGAGAAUCCACAUGGGAGAAAAACCACAUGAAUACUCAGAGAACAGGAAGCCAUUCUCUCGCAGCUCAGACCAGGGAUUCCAUGUUGGCACAAAGCCCUAUAAAUGCUCAGAGUGUGGAAAGAGCUUUGUUCAGAGCACGUACCUGAGAGUGCAUAAAAGAAUUCACACAGGGGAGAAGCCGUACAAAUGCUUCGAGUGCGGAAAGAGCUUCGGCUGGAGCGGAAACCUCAACAGGCACCACAGAAUCCACACAGGGGAGAAGCCGUAUCAAUGUUCCCAGUGUGAGAAGAGUUUCCGUCACAGAUCAAGUCUUAAACUUCACCAGAGAAUUCACGGAGGUGAACGCACUUUAUAAACAUCGAGGUUUUGGUGGAAUACAUACGUUAAUUCGCAUUACAAAACUUGCACUUGGGAGAAACUCAACGGCCCUCCAGCUGUUUUGGGACUACACUUCCCAUCAUCCCUGACCACUGGUCCUGUUAACUAGGGAUGAUGGGAGUUGUAGUUCCAAAAUACCUGGGGGGCCAAGUUUGCCUAUGCCUGGAUAGUGGAGCGUGGAUAUUCUGGUAUCCCUUCAGGAGAAAGCACAUGAAUAAUUACAGCAACCUUCACAAUCUGAUGCCCUCCAAAUGUUUUGGACUACAAUUCUCAUUGGCCGCGUGCAUCACAGCCACUGGGUUCCCCCAAAGAACAUGGGUGGUGUUUGGUAUUUUGUAGCAAAAAUCCACCUUCCCACCAAAAUACAGAACAACCACAUAGGAUUUGCACCAACCUGGAGCUACGAUACUUUUAUCACUGUCCCGUUGUGUUUGAAAGGAACUAUUGGACAGCACUUGGAUUGACUUGUUUAUUUCUAGAGUCACGUUUUCCCCUCAUUAUGACCUACUGGCAUUGCAUUGCAGUAGAAUGUGAGGUUUUUCAUCGUUUCUGCGGCUCCUGGGCUGCCUCAUGUGUAGCAGUGCAGAAAGGCGAGCGUACUAAACCACAAAUGCAAUGCAAUGAGCUAUUUCUGCUUAGUUUUGUACAUAGCACACACAUUUUGAUAAAUAACAACCUUUUGCAUUGCCUUGGCAACAUUUGAAAAUAUGUCCUAGAGAUGCCAGUUUUGUGCGGAUGCCUUUUGGAUAUCUAGACUGGAUUUGGAACACAUCAAAGAAGAGUUUCAGUUAAAUGUGUUGUAAAUUUAAACAGGGGAAUCCGGGAGGGAAAGAUGGGACUCCACAGCGCCAUCUGGUGGCACAGUGUUAUAUUGCAUACACAACACUUUUUCUUUACUAGCCUAGCCGAGUCCUUAAUGUGAUGAGCACUAUGUAUAUAAUGUGUUAUGUGUAUUCUUAUUUUGUUACUAUUUGUAUUUGUUAUAUAAGGUUUUUUUUAAUCUGUUGAAUUUACAAAUAAAUGUUUUUUUUAAAUG